Molecule: messenger RNA, 789 nt
Organism: Oppiella nova
Lineage: Eukaryota; Metazoa; Arthropoda; Arachnida; Sarcoptiformes; Oppiidae
Source: the annotation of a GenBank genome assembly
AUGUCUUCGUGUCCAACCAUGGAUCAGAUGAGUGAUAAUAACGCCAACGACUCGUGUGGCGAUCCAAUCGCUGAACAUGAGGUGACGGCCGACCAGAGUGACGACCAAUCGGUCGCUGAAGAGGAGAUACGCGAGACAAACAGCUCUAAGAAACCAAAAUCUGGUAAAAAAGUGGUCAAAAUCGGUGACAACACGAAGAAUAAGAGAGGAAUCGUUUACUUAAGUUACGUACCGAUGGGUCUGAACGCCACGCGAUUGCGACAACUGAUGGCAGAGUACGGAGAAGUGAACCGAAUAUUCCUCCAGAAGGAGAGGUCCGGCAACGAGUCGGCGGCGAAGAGGCCGAGGAGGGCGUCGCUCAAGAAGUCCUACAAUUGCCGGUACGUCGAGGGGUGGGUGGAGUUCCGCAAGAAAUCGGUGGCCAAACUGGCGGCCGGUGUCCUCAAUGGUCAACAGAUUGGCGGCAAACGGAGGACCAAAUUCUACGACCAGAUCUGGAGUUUGAAAUAUUUGCAUAAGUUCAAAUGGAGUCAUUUGGCGGAACAGUUGUCGUACGAGAAGGCGUUCACUCAACAGAAGCUGAGGUUUGAGAUCUCGAGGGCUAAGAAGGAGAACUCGUUUUACGAACAAAUGACACAUAAAUUCAAAUAUCAAUCCAAACACAAGACCCCCGAUGAGGGCAGCGAUCGGCGCCAUUACAAGCAAAGGGUCACCGAUGAGCUGAUCCGCCAAAACAAGCCCACGAACAGUGGUGUGGACUUUGAGCUGUUGAGCAAAAUAUUCAAAUAG